UAGCACAUUUUAUUGUGGAAAGAAUAAGAAUUGAAUUGUAAUGGCUCAAUAAAACGGGGUUAAUUUCCAUGUUGCAGAUUCUUUUCACUGCAGUCUGUACAUCUCUGUGGCGUGGACAGCAGGAUUGUUUCUUUCAAAGCUCCAAUGUUGAUGAGCCCAUCACUGAGCUGCUGAAAUAUAACCAGCAGAGUGAACUGUGUUUCAAUACACAUCUCAAAUCCUCCACCCAUCAUCAGCCUGAGAUCACACAUUUUGAGAAAGUGCUGGUGGCUCGUCAGAGAGCAAGAUACUUGCGGCUUGCUCGCCCUCCGACUUUGGCAGAGAGAAAAUGUUUGAAGAAUCAAAUUAAAAGGAGGACACUCAUUAACAAAGCAAUCAGGAAAAUGGUGUUAUUCAUGGUCACCUUGUUAAUUGCUGGCUUUAUAGCUUAUGGAAAGUCUUCCACUGGUGCCACUCAUCUGAAUCAAGUUGUCAGAACUUGGUUUUCCAGGGAUUUGUACCGACCACUUUACUCAACUCAAAAACCGGACACCUGGUGGAACUGGACCGAAAACACUCUUCUAUAUGGACUUUAUCAAAAUAAUAAUAUGUCAUAUAAUGGGAUAGAAAACAAUACUGCCCAGAUGUUCAGAUUUUCAGAAAUCAUCCACAGACCAAGUCUGUGUGGAAAGUUUGGGUGUUAUAAAGGAGAAGAAUUUCACUUCUACGUGGGAAAAAACAGAUCUGAAAUGUCCAACAAACUUCAGAAGCUGAAAGCUACAAACUGGGUGGAUGCCAACACCAAGGCCAUGAUGGUUCAGUUUACCCUAUACAGCCCACCCUAUAACCUCUUCACUACGGUCAGUGUGCUUGGAGAGCGAACACCCAUAGCAGCUGUUCAGCCUUCAGUCUUCAUUCACUCCACAAGACUUUACGGUUUGGACACUGCCCUUGAUUACUGGCUUAUGGCUGCAGAGCUUCUCUUCCUCCUCCUCACUCUACUUCAGUUAUACGUCCAGUUGUGUGCUCUCACUCAGAGAGGAUGGCUCUAUUGGGUAAAUCUGUGGAAUUGGCUGGAGGUGAGGGCACACAUGAUGACUCUCCUGAUCAGUGUUUUAGGCUUUAUCUGUACCGUGUACCACUUCACACUUAGAACAGCUGUGGUUGACCAUCUGCAGAGGGAGGAUUUUAAGAAAUUUGUUGACAUCAGUUCCGCAUCGUCUUGGGAGCAGAUCUCUCGCUCACUUUAUGGUGUUCUGGUGUUCCUUCUCCUUAUGAAGAGUUGCUUUGUGCUGAGCAUUAAUGAAGCAAUGCCUGCUGCGGUAUCUGCAAUGUCGAUGAUUUUCUCCAACCUGCUCUGGCCACUGAUAGCUGGUUUGAUUCUCGUCAUUGCCUUCUCCUGCAUGGGGAACCUUUUUUUUCAUUCAGACUUCCAUGUCUUCAGUAGUUUACCAAGAUCUAUGUACUGGAUUACCUCUCACUGUUUGCGUCUGGGAAAGUCAAACAAGUUCCACAAGCAGACCCUUUUAUUUCACUAA
This is a messenger RNA of Astyanax mexicanus (Mexican tetra), 1517 nucleotides long. Its product is annotated as polycystic kidney disease 1 like 1. Gene Ontology annotation, cellular component: membrane. Gene Ontology annotation, biological process: detection of mechanical stimulus. Gene Ontology annotation, molecular function: calcium channel activity. The transcript has 11 exons. The record is from RefSeq and is a predicted model, not a curated record. Lineage: Eukaryota; Metazoa; Chordata; Actinopteri; Characiformes; Acestrorhamphidae. Bases 69 to 1517 code for a protein of 482 amino acids.